GCGCCUGGCCAGGAAGCGGAGCGAGCGAGAAAGAGGCUGGGCGAGGAGAAUGGGUAGCUGUGUCGGAGGCGAGCAAAGCAUCUGAAAGAAGCGAAGAAAGACUGACGCUGCCGCCGUCUCCCUUUCUCCCCUGCAUGAGGCAAGGUCGGCGGCUGCAAGGACGCGCGGCGGCGGACAGAAGUUGUGGCGGCGGGCAUAAGAGGCGUUGCCGGUAGGACUGACUGCUCCACGUGCUCGGUGAGGCUGCUGCUGGGCUGAAGGCUCGCCAGGCGCUGGAGUGGCUGGGGCAGCAGCAGCAGCAGAGGAGGAGGAGGUUAUCGCACAGCUCUUCUAGAGAUCCCUCCGCAUCUUGUAAGGUGCGCUGCAGGGUGAAACUUAAAAGAUGGCCAGGGUGAUCAAAAUAUUUCAGACCCUCAGAAAUCAUUGGAAGAAGACAACUCUUGGGGUCUGCCUGUUUACCUGGGGAGGAAACUGGCUGUAUGGAAAACACUGUGAUAACCUACUACGGAGAGCUGCAUGCCAAGAAGCCCAGGCAUUUGGCAACCAGAUUAUUCCUCCCAGCAUGCAGAUAAAGAAGGCAACAGUAUUUCUCAAUCCUGCAGCUUGUAAAGGCAAAGCAAGAAGCCUUUUUGAAAAGAAUGCAGCCCCAAUUCUACACUUGUCUGGUUUGGAUGUGACUAUAGUAAAGACAGAUUAUGAAGGCCAAGCAAAGAAGUUGCUGGAGCUGAUGGAAAACACAGACAUGAUCAUUAUUGCCGGAGGGGAUGGGACUGUCCAGGAGGUCAUAACUGGGCUUCUUCGAAGGGCAGAUGAGGCAGCUUUCAGUAAGAUUCCUAUCGGAUUCAUUCCCCUUGGAAAGUCCAGCACUUUGGGCCAUACUCUUUACCCUGAGAAGGUGAACCAAGUCCAAUUUAUCACGGACGCCACAUUGUCCAUCCUGAAAGGAGAGACCAUUCCACUUGAUGUUCUUCAGAUCAAGGGGAACAAAGACCAGCCCGUGUUCGCCUUAACUGGGUUAAGAUGGGGAUCUUACAGAGAUGCAGGAGCGAAAGUCAGCAAGUACUGGUAUCUUGGGCCUCUGAAAAUCAAAGUCAGCCACUUUUUCAGUACAUUAAAGGAGUGGCCUCAAAAGCACCUAGCCUCCCUCACCUAUGUGGGCCCAACCCCAAGGCCUCCUGAGGAGCCAGAGCAGAAGAUGUCUAGACCACCUUUAUACAUCAGGCUUUACAAGAGGCUUGCACUUUAUUGGGCACCUACCCCCAAAGAAAUCCCCAAAGAGGUGACCCCUGAGGCCUGGCAAGAAAUGCAGCUGUCUGCCAUUGAAUUUUCCAUCACCACCCAGAACAGACAUCUUGACCUGAAACGUACAGAAGACUUCAUGAAUAUUUGCAUUGAACCAGAUACCAUCAGUAAGGGAGAGUACAUAAAAAGAGGAAGCCAAAAGAUGCAGGACCCCCACUUGUGUCCAGAAGGAAGCCAGUGUCUUCAGGCCAGUAGGUGCAUCUUGCAGCUUCCAGAGGAUACAGCAGGCUCCUUGGCUAUAGACAGUGAGGAAUACGAAGCCAUGCCUGUGGAGGUGAGGCUGUUGCCCAGGAAGCUCCAGUUCUUCUGUGAUGCCAGGAAAAAAGAGCAGAUGCUUCAGAGUGCCUCGUAGCCCAAGCAGAUAUCAACUGGACCAUCUUCAAAGGUGUGCGUUUCCUUUUCGGAAAUGGCUAAAAGAAAUUGCUGUUAACCCCUGCCUGCAAACCAGCUAUGUACAUUUCAAGGGAGUUUGAAAGGCGACUUCAUAAGAGUCUCAGGAAAGGGGUUAAUUUGCUUGCGCCACUGGUUGGACUGUGCCCAACUACAACUGAAAAGACUGGAUGGCCUUCCUGAAGCACAAUGAAAGCCUUUGUUUUGCAGACUGACCUCUGUGUUUCUAGCCAGAUGUAGGAAUAGAGAGUCUCUGCUGUGAGGAAGAGUUACAGGCAGAAAUAAAAGCUGACCGUAUCAGAACAGAAAGCAAA
This is a messenger RNA of Hemicordylus capensis (graceful crag lizard), 2006 nucleotides long. It is a transcript of the gene AGK, whose product is annotated as acylglycerol kinase. Gene Ontology annotation, cellular component: mitochondrion; TIM22 mitochondrial import inner membrane insertion complex. Lineage: Eukaryota; Metazoa; Chordata; Lepidosauria; Squamata; Cordylidae. Gene Ontology annotation, molecular function: ceramide kinase activity; acylglycerol kinase activity; ATP-dependent diacylglycerol kinase activity. The coding region runs from base 383 to 1654 and encodes 423 amino acids. Gene Ontology annotation, biological process: protein insertion into mitochondrial inner membrane; ceramide biosynthetic process. The record is from RefSeq and is a predicted model, not a curated record. The transcript has 16 exons.